Electrophorus electricus (electric eel) is the source of this 1395-nucleotide messenger RNA. RefSeq names its product TLC domain containing 5a (gene tlcd5a). NCBI's taxonomy places the organism in Eukaryota, Metazoa, Chordata, Actinopteri, Gymnotiformes, Gymnotidae. Gene Ontology annotation, cellular component: membrane. The record is from RefSeq and is a predicted model, not a curated record.
UCUGCUUUGGCGCUCCAGGUCCACCCCAGCAGGGGUCGCUGUCCUCUUAGAAUUACGAGACGAGCGCAAAUCGCGUCUUGCUUUUCCUUUGUUAUCAUCAGCGGCAGCCGCGAGAGGGGAGAAGGCGAAUGUGGCUUUUGUUUCGGCGGUGGCUUUUCGUACCAUCUCCGAGACGAUGAGUGCCGAGUCGUGGCGAGGCCGCUGGCGCGUUAGUGGCGCGUUAGUGGGAGUCCACACUCACUGAAGGCGAUGACCAUGUAAACCAGGUGCGAUUCUUUAAAGGCCGGGGCUGAGAAUAUCAGAGCAUCACAGGAGGCUGGAGCGCGAAGAUGUCGCUGUUGGUGGUGGGAGUUGCCGCGUGCCUGGCUGGGUGGGUUGCUCUGUACUCUCUGCUGUGUCACACAAACGGCUCUCGAGGCUGCGAGUGGAACUGUCGGCUGGUCACGCUACUCCACGGCAUCAUGGCGGUCAGUGUUACUGCUUACAUAGGCUACGUGGACGGACCCUGGCCUUUCACCUACCCAGGCACAAAGAACACUCCUCUUCAAAUCUCAGCGAUGGUGCUAAGUCUGGGUUACUUCCUCUUUGACAUGGGCUGGUGUGUGUACUUCCAGACGGAAGGUUUGGUGAUGCUGGCCCACCACACCAUGAGCAUUCUGGGAAUCUUGCUCACGCUGUGGCUGGGCGAGUCGGGCAUCGAGUCCUGCGCCGUCAUCUUCGGAAGCGAGAUCACCAACCCCCUGCUCCAGGCCCGGUGGUUCCUGAAGCACUCGGGCCACUACGACACUUUCCUGGGCGACCUAGUCGAUGUCCUCUUCGUGCUGCUGUUCGUCUUCAUGCGUGUGUUCGUGGGCGGCGCCAUGCUGUACUGCGAGCUCGUCUCGCCCCGCCCCAAGCUCGUCAUCAAGUGCGGGGGCGUGGCCAUGUACGUCCUGUCGUGGGUGUUCGUGGCCGACAUCGCCCGCUUCGCGGGCCGGAAAGGCAGCGUCCGGUACCGCUACUGGAGGCGCCGGGCCUUGCAGACUCAGGAUAACAAGGCCGAGUGAGGCAGCGCUCACUAAACUGCUGUCAUCUCUCCUUACGAACUGCACGUCACUUCUAUCGGUGCACACAGCUGUUGGGUGUUUUCCUGUUAUCAGAUGUGAUUUUGUCUAAUUUGAUUAAUAAGGGUUUUUUUUUAUUUUUUUUUUAUGAGUGUGUACAUACAGUAAUACAUCUAUGCCACAGACUUUGGCUUUUAGUUGUGGUACACUUGAAGUAGUUGUUAUAUUGCUUGUUAUUAAAUCACACUGAAAUGUUUGACACUUUUUUAUUUGUGCAAUGUUUGUAAUUAAUCACAAGUUGUAAAGUGUUUUACAUUUUUUAAAAUCAAUCUAAUUAAAAUGAAUUUAUGCC